This is a messenger RNA of Musa acuminata AAA Group (dessert banana), 558 nucleotides long. RefSeq names its product small ribosomal subunit protein eS28. Gene Ontology annotation, biological process: maturation of SSU-rRNA; ribosomal small subunit assembly; translation. The transcript is spliced from 2 exons. NCBI's taxonomy places the organism in Eukaryota, Viridiplantae, Streptophyta, Magnoliopsida, Zingiberales, Musaceae. Gene Ontology annotation, cellular component: ribosome; cytosolic small ribosomal subunit. The record is from RefSeq and is a predicted model, not a curated record. Gene Ontology annotation, molecular function: structural constituent of ribosome. Bases 120 to 317 code for a protein of 65 amino acids.
GUUAAAUAUGGCCCCCUCGGUCGUUGCCUAUAUAAACUGACAGACAUUAGGGUUUCCUGUGCUUUCCCCGCGGCCGCCUUCGCUUCCGGAGAUCUCAAUAGAGAGGCGAUCUUAGCAGCAUGGAUACUCAAGCUAAACUUGCAGUUGUGGUGAAAGUGAUGGGCCGAACUGGAUCUAGAGGUCAGGUAACCCAGGUCAGGGUUAAAUUUUUGGAUGACCAAAACCGGCUGAUCAUGAGGAACGUGAAAGGCCCUGUGAGGGAAGGUGACAUCCUCACCCUUCUUGAGUCUGAAAGGGAGGCUAGGAGAUUACGGUGAUGACUUUCAUGUCAAUGUUGCCUACAUUAGUAGGGUAACUCUAUUAAGCUACAGAUUUGUCCUUCUCUGCCAUGGUCUUUCUGGUUCUAUGGCAUUAGUUUGUAUUACUUAGUCGCUUUAUUAUGAGCUGUAUCGAGUCACUUUAUUAUGAGCUGUAUCGAGCCAAGAAACUGUUUUUUUCUCUAGUGAGUCAUUUAACUCUCAAUGUUUUAACAUUUUUUAUGCUCAUGUCAGUUCUCUC